AUGCCUGAGUCUCCAAGCGAGCUAGGUCAGAUACAGUCCCUUCGUCGCUCCGUCACCCUUCCCGUCAAAUUAAAUCCGCUCUCGCAGCGUCGCGCGAGUGUCCCAAAUACCCCGGAGCAUGUAAUUUAUUAUCACCCGUCGGCGAAAAUCGUUCAUUUUUCUCCAAGAGCACUCGCCCCUAUUCCAUCCAGUUCUACCCCAUCCGACUUCGAUUACCCCGUGGACACCAUCGAAACACUUCCCUGGCGCUCUGCUACUGAGCGAACGGUCGCAACAGCGCCGCUACGACUGGAGAAGGUCCAAGGAUCUACCGCUUUCCUGAAAUGUGGCAAUGUCGUCCAUGCGAUUUUGAAGAACUCGCAGUGUUGGUGUGUUGACGGGGUGUCCAAAUUUGUUUUGCGCAUUCGACCUCUCACAUAUUAUCGCAUCGAAAUUCCAUACGAGACAGGGGAUGAUCAGAGUUCGGUACAGCAACUUAAGGUCGCCCUACCCACCGUGCUUCGAUAUGAAGUCACACCAUGUCCUUUCAAACGCUCCUUUAGUGUCGAGCUGCCUAGCAGUUUAAUCGCGCCGCGACGUAAGAAGGCUUGGAGGCCCAAAGACCAACGACCCAGUGUUCCCGCAGUAUUGGAGUUACCCCUGGAGGCAUCUUCGCCAUCCUCAACCAGGUCGGAGUGGGCCGAUUCUGCAAGCACCGGAGAUGAUACAGAUGGCAACCUGACCGAUGACAGCUGCUUCACGUCGCACAAAUCCAACAGCACGAUUUCGGAGUUUUCACAUGAUAACCAUCAUCUGUCUCCUGCCGACACACCGAGGCCCUCGUCGUCGCACAGUAUCUCUCGGCGUUCGGUGUCGGAAACACCACAGACCUUCACCAGUCUGCUUGCAAAGUUCCAAGCCACACCACUCCCAGAGGAUUGUGAUUCAGAGUCUGGACCAGAACCAACCCCCCCACAGAAUGUCGAGAACCCAAUUUCAAGCAGCGUUGAAGUCAGUGCUACCCCGACGGAUGAUGCGCCUCUCUUGCCAGCCGAGGAGGUGACUCGAAGCUCUCCCGGAUCGAAUGGUACUGCUGGAUCCCCAGCCGAGGUGGAGCCACAUACCGAAGCCGAGCCCGACUUUGGAACUACCUCACAACAACAAACUACUGUAUGGCCUGAGAGUACAGUUACGGCCCCAACUGAAAGUGUGCUCGAUACAGAAACGAUCAACUCCACUGAACCUCAAAUUGCAGUGGAACUUCAUGAGCCGCUACGGGAGGAGACCGAGGAUGAUAAGAUAGAAAGCCUCGCUGAAAUUACCUUGGAGGUUGACCAUGAUGCAUCAUUCAACUCCAGCCCCGAGUCAUUCCAUUCUGCUGAGCCUCAGUCACCCGACUCCGUUUCCACACACCCUACUUCUGUUGGAGGUCAUGACUUGCCGGAUCCCACGGAUAUGUUCAGUCUUCCCAGUGCCAAGGACUUAAUCAAUGAAUCGGAGUUGGUGUCAGAUCAUUUGUGUGAGAAGUCGACGCUUCCAACGGUCGACCAAAACCAUACAGACAUACCCACUUCUACAUCAGAUCAUCUCAGUCCGAAUGAUCUACCUAAGGCCAUUUUCAAUAAAACCUUGGAUGCAUCCUCGUCCGUGGCUCACAUCAGCGGAGCAACUCCCUCCACUCGGACCAAAGACAUGUCACUGGAAACCAAGAUGCCAUCUCAGUCUCCCUCUAAAGCUCCAGCAUCGAGUACAGAUUUCAACCACAUGAGCACAGAAUUUCGGCGUCGUGCUCAAGCGACCAGAGAACGCGAAGUAUCACCGAUGCCUCAUUCUUCGGCAUUGUACAAACCAUCUCCCGGCGAUGACGCCAAGUCUUUCAUUUCCAAGGCUAUAACUCUCGUUCUAAUCCCCCCUGCCUAUCUCUUCAUAAUAAUCCUCCACAUCGCCGCUCGAGUUGUGAUCAAUCCCCCGCCGGCUCAACCAGCUGUCAGCUUUCAACCAAGUGGCUCGAAUUCCAAUCCUCGGAAACCAAACCGAAGUCCUGCCUCUGGUGAUGAUUUCGAUUUUCCGCUGGAACCUCAAAGCUCCUCGGAGUAUGAGGAUGCCGAGAUUGCGAGGAAGCUUGACCCUUGGGACCUGGACUAA
This is a messenger RNA of Penicillium salamii, 2124 nucleotides long. The record is from the annotation of a GenBank genome assembly. Lineage: Eukaryota; Fungi; Ascomycota; Eurotiomycetes; Eurotiales; Aspergillaceae.